Kluyveromyces marxianus DMKU3-1042 is the source of this 3396-nucleotide messenger RNA. It is a transcript of the gene RAD5, whose product is annotated as DNA helicase RAD5. NCBI's taxonomy places the organism in Eukaryota, Fungi, Ascomycota, Saccharomycetes, Saccharomycetales, Saccharomycetaceae. Bases 1 to 3396 code for a protein of 1131 amino acids. Gene Ontology annotation, molecular function: hydrolase activity, acting on acid anhydrides, in phosphorus-containing anhydrides; ATP binding; ATP-dependent chromatin remodeler activity. The transcript has a single exon. The record is from RefSeq and is a predicted model, not a curated record.
AUGACACAGGAACAAAAGAUGGAGAAGCCCAGGUUUUUCAAAGACGAAGAGGAACCGAUAUUGCCUGGGAAAGAUGAUCAAGAAGAUCAAGAAGGUCAAUCGAGAUCGCUUUUUGUUCAAGAUGAGGAUGAUGAGGAUGAUGAGAAAGAGAGAUUUUGCUCGUGUUUACAGGAUUUGGUGGGGGAGAAUUCCGUGUCAGCUUCUCAACUUCUUUCGCUGUGGCAGAAAUACGGUAGAGUUGAGAAUGGCAUUAGCAUAGCAGCAAACAAGUAUUUUGAGGAGAUGGAGGCGAGUGAACGGAGUAAAAAUAAUGAUGGGAGUGGUGAUUCUGUGCCUAUUGUUAUUGAUCUUUCUGAUGAGGAUGACGAUGGCGAUGAUGAACUGUCGGUUGUUUCUUCAUCGCAGGUUGUUUCUAGCAAGAGGACGAGUUCUCAGGCAGGUUUUUACUCUAGUGAAAAGGAUGCGCGAAUGAAGGAAGAUACACAAGCGGAAUGGGUGAGGUAUGUUGGGACUAUUUAUACGACUGGAUUUGCUACACGGCCAACUGUGAAGCCGGUUCCUGUUGGAUCACAUCUUGGGUUCAAAAAAACUGUACCGAAAACGCUUCCCUUGGUGAGCAAGUCGUCUAGUUCUCAACACUGCUCGCAUUUGGUUCGUUUGAUGGACUUGGCUCAGAACAGGGAGCUUGGGAGGAUACCCGAAGAGAUUGCACGAAUUGUGUAUCCGUUGCUGGACUACCGUUCGGAAAUCCGGCUUGAGCCAUACCUACUGGAUAACAAUGGGAAACGGUUUAGUGUUGGGGACGAUAUAUACAUAAGAAUUGAGUGCUAUUUGACGUCUAACAUUUUCACAAAGGCUGAGGAAGGUGCUGCUAGCAUCAGGUCAUCCCUGAGUAAUCGUACUAUGGAUGUGAGUCAGCUACAUCGCUCGGAGGCGAUCAUGGCGUUGUUUGACGCAAUUAAUAUCAAGCCAGUAUACGGCGACACUUCCAAGAGAGAGAUAGAAUCGAUAGAAACGCAACCAAAAGAGCUUCCUGAUUCUGAGAGUGAUGGCUCGGGUUUUUCUGCUACUCAAUUUCAGGAAGAGGCUAUGAACAUUAAUCAACUUAAAUCAUUCUACAGAAUAACGCAGUCUGCAGAUUCAUUGCAGAAACUACCAGAAACUACCCCUGAUGACACGGUCUUCAACUUUCAGUUAAGGAGAUAUCAAAAGCAAAGUUUAUCUUGGAUGCUUAAAAGGGAGUAUGAGUAUAAGCAUUUGUCUAAGGAAGCUGCUGAAAUGUCCAUUGAUGGUAACAGUAUGAACCCACUGUGGAAAAAAUUCAGUUGGCCUGAUAAUCGAAUAAGCAAACACAAUGAUGAUGAUGAAGAAGGAGAGAAAUUCUUCUAUGCGAAUUUGUAUACGGGUGAAUUUUCUACUGUAAAGCCAGUGAUAAAAGCUAUGGUCAACGGUGGCAUAUUAGCAGACGAAAUGGGAUUGGGGAAGACAAUUUCGGCUCUAGCUCUAAUUUGCACAGCAAGCUAUGAUGAGGAGUAUAGUACUAAAUUAGCAACUACCAAAAGUCUCUCCAUCAAGGACGUGGCGACUAAAGAAGCCUCUCCAACCUUCUUUUCUCAACAAACUGGUAAAUUGAGCCUGUCACAACAAAAAAAUGGAAACUAUGCAUACAAAACAACAUUAAUUAUUGUCCCAAUGUCAUUAUUGAACCAAUGGCAAACGGAAUUUGAAAAGGCCAAUAAUGAUUCAUCGAAACGAUGUGAAAUAUAUUAUGGAAGCAAUAUCAAAGACAUCAAGUCAUACGUUCUUGGCCCAAACCCGCCAUCUGUAAUAAUUACCACCUACGGUGUUAUUCAAAGUGAGUACGGUAGAGGGCGUGAUAGUUCAAAUAUCUUCGAUGUUGUUUUCUUCAGAAUAAUACUUGAUGAGGGUCAUACAAUAAGAAAUAGAAUGACAAGGACUUCAAAAGCAGUAAUAGCACUUAGAAGUUCUAGAAAAUGGAUUCUUACAGGCACGCCAAUCAUCAACAGGCUAAACGAUCUCUUUUCACUAGUGCAGUUUUUGAACUUGGAACCAUGGUCGCAUAUAAACUAUUGGAAUCGUUAUAUCUCGGUGCCUUUCGAAAAAGGGAAAUAUGAGCAGGCAUUUGACGUGAUAAACGCUGUAUUGGAGCCUGUCCUUCUAAGAAGAACCAAAAAUAUGAAGGAUAUUGAUGGUGAACCUCUAGUGUCACUACCACCGAAAGAAGUGGUCGUUGAGAAAUUUGAUCUCUCGCCGGUGGAAAACAGGGUUUACCAAUCACUCUUAAAGGAUGCAGAAAAUUCGGUUAAAGAAGGUUUAGCUAAAGGUGACUUAUUGAAAAAUUACACGAAUAUUUUGGUUCACAUUUUAAGGCUCAGACAAGUUUGCUGUCAUUUAGACUUGGUCAAAGAAGCUCCAAAGGAAGAAAAUGAUGAAGGUGACCUUGAAAAUUUGGAUGAAACUUCAACUCCAAAUAUAACAGCUAUGUUGGCCUUGGAAAAGGACAGUACUUCGAACAAGAGAAUGUCCAGUGAAAAGUUAACAAGGCUAAAUAACGCAUUCAACGAAAAUCACAAAGCUACCACAUCUACACCGGACUUUGAAUGUGCUAUUUGUACGACUGAAUCAAUUCAACCCAUAUCUGCUAUUUCGGUUACUGAAUGUCUCCAUACAUUUUGUGAACAAUGUUUAGCAGAAUAUAUUGACUUCCAACACAACAAGAAACUGCCCAUUAAUUGUCCUUAUUGCAGAGAACCAAUAUCGGAUACUUCAAUAUUGAAGUUAAGUGAGCCUAUAGAUACCAAGAAGGGAUAUGAAUUGGUGCCUUUUGAAUCACAUUUCCAAUCAACCAAAAUCAAAGCUUUGCUAAAGCAUCUUAAACAAAUUCAAGAAACUUGCCCCGGUGAGCAAGUCAUUGUAUUCUCGCAAUUCUCUUCGUUCUUGGAUAUACUCGAAAGAGAAUUGGGGUCUCAUUUGCCCAAAGAUCAAGUAAAAAUCUAUAAAUUUGAUGGACGCUUAGAUAUGAAGGAAAGAACCAGACUAUUGGAACAAUUCCAUACAAAAGAUCUAAGUUGCAUUAAGCUCUUACUUCUAUCAUUGAAAGCAGGAGGAGUCGGUUUAAACUUAACAUGCGCCUCUAGGGCCUUUAUGAUGGAUCCCUGGUGGUCUCCUGGGAUGGAGGAUCAAGCUAUUGACAGAAUCCAUCGUAUAGGGCAGCAGAAGACUGUCAAAGUAGUCCGGUUUAUUGUAAACAAUAGUGUAGAAGAGAAAAUGCUAAGAAUUCAAGAAAGGAAGAGACUAAUUGGUGAUGUUGUAGAUGGUGAUGAGGAGCAAAGAAGGAAGAAAAGGGUUGAAGAAAUCCAAAUGUUGUUCCAAUAA